AUGGAUAACAUCAGUACUCCUGGUAGUCAACCACCCAAUUCUUCAAUUGUGGAACCUACAGUGGUGGAAGCCCAAACUGUUGAGGCUAAUAAUCAACAGAAUGAGCAACCUCCUGCUGCAGUUUCUGGGAAGAAGAGGAAAGAGGUUGAUUCCAGAUCCAGAGUAUGGGAUCAUUUUGUGAGAAUAAAAGACAGUAACAAUAUUACUAUACAAGCAAGGUGUGUUUAUUGUGCAAAAGUGUACAAGUGUGAGUCCAAGAAACAUGGUACAUCUUCCUUAAUAGCCCAUAUGCUAAGCUGUUUGAAAAACCCUCACUCCAAGGAUACUAGGCAGUCCCUUUUAACCUUUCAAGCAGUUAAUACCUCUGAGUCAUCUGAAACUACUGUGGGAGAAAUUGGGGCCUGGGUAUUUAACCAAGACUUAAUUAGGAGGGCAUUGGUUAAAAUGAUAAUCAUAGAUGAACUGCCUUUUAGAUUUGUUGAGGGUUUAGGUUUCAGGAUGUUUAUAGUUCCAUCUAGAUGGAUUAUAAGUAGGGACAUCCUAGUGGUCUAUGAAGAGGAGAGACUGAAAUUGAAGGCCUUUUUAAGGGAAACCAGUCAUAGGGUUAGCAUUACCACUGAUUCUUGGACAUCAAUCCAAAGGAUUAACUACAUGGUUGUGAUUGCCCAUUUCAUUGAUUCAGAGUGGAAGCUGCAUAAAAAAAUCAUAGCCUUUGUCCUUAUUACCUCUCACAAAGGGGAGUAUCUUGCAAAAGCCCUAGAAACAUGUUUGCUGGAGUGGGGGCUUAGGAAUGUUUUUAGUAUUACUGUGGAUAAUGCCUCGUCUAAUGCACUGCUAUGGGAUGGCUUGAAGGAGUGUGAUAGUUCUGUGAAAAAAGUUAGGGAGGUUGUUAGAUAUGUUAGGAAUUCACCUGUCAGGCUAAAGAAGUUCAGGGACUUGGCUGAUUUGUUAGGAAUUGAGCAAAGGUCUUCUUUGUGUCUAGAUGUUCCAACCAGAUGGAACUCUACAUAUUUGAUGUUACAAUCUGCUUUGACUUAUCAAAAAGUCUUUGAAUCUUGUGAAGAGUCUAAUAGUUCUUUCAAAUCUGACUUGGGUGAUUUUGUGCCUAAUUUUAUGGACUGGGAGUCUGUGAGCAGUUUGGUGGAGUUGUUGAAAUGUUUUUAUGAUAUGACAAUCAGAAUUUCUGGAUCUUUAUAUGUGACAACUAACACAUUUUUCAGUGAGAUUUCUGAUUUGUAUUGUAUUUUAAAUGGAAUGGUGGAAGCUGGUGGGGCAGUGAGCUUAAUGGGGAGAAAUAUGAAAGCAAAAUUUGAGAAGUAUUGGGGUGAUAUAGACAAGAUGAAUCUUAUGAUUUUCUUUGCAAACAUUCUAGACCACAGGGAUAAAUUAGAGUAUAUGCCUACUCAAAUUAAUCAUAUGUAUGGUGAGGAGAAAGGUAAACCAUACUAUGAUAAAGUGCUUGCUGGUUUGAAUGAGUUAUUUGAUGAUUAUUCUGUUCCUGCCACUUCUUCUGUUUCUACUUCUUCUGUGUCUGCUGCUGUUGGUAGUGCUUCUUCUGUGAGUUCUGUCAGUUCUGUGUCUGUUGGAAGGCCACAACAUUUACUCAAGUCCCAAAUUAAAAAACAAAGAUUGGAAUCUGGGAGUAAGAAAAAAACUGAAUUGGAUAUCUACUUGAGUGAGGCAAUAGUUGAGGAGGAAAACUCCUUUGAUAUUCUGAGAUGGUGGAAGAUAAAUGCUGAGAGGUUUCCCAUCCUUUCUAAGCUUGCUAGGGGUGUCCUAGCUAUUCCAAUCUCAACUGUUGCCUCUGAGUCUGCCUUCAGUACAUCUGGGAGAGUAUUGGAUCCUUUUAGGAGUUCAUUAACUCCAAAAAUUGUGAAAGCUUUGGUGUGUACCCAGGAUUGGCUUAGACUGCCCAAUACUCCUCUAUGUAUUGAGGAAAAUCUUGAAGAACUGGAGAGGUUUGAAAAAGAGUUAGUUGAUGGUGGAAGUGGAAGGAAUUUUGAUCCUACACUGGCUACAAUUCCUGAAGAAGAGUAG
Messenger RNA from Ipomoea triloba (trilobed morning glory), 2037 nucleotides. Its product is annotated as zinc finger BED domain-containing protein RICESLEEPER 2-like. Gene Ontology annotation, molecular function: DNA binding; protein dimerization activity. Lineage: Eukaryota; Viridiplantae; Streptophyta; Magnoliopsida; Solanales; Convolvulaceae. The transcript is spliced from 4 exons. The coding region runs from base 1 to 2037 and encodes 678 amino acids. The record is from RefSeq and is a predicted model, not a curated record.